UGUAAAAACAAAGUGUUAAUAAAGUAAAUGAAAUAUAUUUAGGUAGUAUAAUACAUGAAAGUGAUAUUUAAGGUAUUUAAAUUAUUGAUAAAAUGUGCGAAAUGGAAUCUGUAAUUAAAAGACCAUAGUUUACAUUUUCGAGAUAGUGUGACUUCCAUUUCUGAAAUAUGACGACGCGUGGAUAUGACAUCUCCACAAGUCUAACAAAUUGGCGGCAGGCAAAUACAGCGUCUGGACUCCUGGAGCAACUCUGUAUGAGCGGGACGCUUGCAGAUGUCUAUUUCGUAUUUCCGAGUCGCGAGGGACAGCAGGAUUCACUUCCUGCACACAAAUUUGUGCUUGCCAUGCGAAGUCCUGUGUUCGAAAACAAGUUUUUCGGACCGGAUUCGGAAAAGCAAGAAUCUGAAAUCAUCAUAAGAGAUGUACGGGCAACGACUUUUAGAAUAUUACUAAGGUACAUUUACACCGAUUGUAUCGAAUUCGACGGCAAUACGGUUCUGCACGUGCUUUACGCAGCGAAAAAAUACGAUUUGGAGAAUUUAGUCCUGGAAUGUGAGCACUUUUUACAAUCUGCUGUGGAUGUGAACAAUGCUUGUUCAAUGUAUAACCAGGCUACAUUUUACGAAAUGGAUAUCUUACAGGCUAAGGCUCUUGAGUUUAUUUGUAUGAAUGCAAAUGAUGUUUUCGAUACAGAUGACUUUUUAAAGCUCACACCCCUGUCUUUACUUGCGAUACUGAAAGCAGGCAAUCUUGGUGUUGAAGAGGAACUGGAUGUCUUUAAAGCGGCUGUGAGAUGGGCCUCCCAUCACUGUGAGAAAAAGGGGUUCGACCCUAACCCAAAGAACCAGAGAGCGUGGCUUGGUGAGGCAUUAUACAAAAUCCGCAUGCCUAUAAUUCCGGUUCAGGAUUUCACGACGAAUGUUGUUCCAUCCGGGCUACUAUCGCAAGAAGAAAAAGUAGAAUUAUAUAUGCACAUGACGUCACAUCGGAACUCGGACGCAGACGAAGAUACUGUAGAGCAUGUCGGGAAAUUUGACGCUCAACAUCGUCCUGGAAGUGUGUUUGAACUAAAAUUGCCUGUAUCUGGCACAGACAAUAUCAAAAAAUGUUUGACGGCUGCGUGUCAGAUUCUUUUAGUCGCAGACAAACCGCUACGGCUUAGAAAAGUAAGUUUAUUUUAUAGCGCACAACAAUAUGAACAAAAUAUUGUAGUAACUGUAACAAAUAUGAAAGACAAAUCGUUUGUGAGACCAAGACUGGAGCCUGUGCCGCCAAAAGGGCCAAUAUCAUUUGCAGAAGGUGUAUACCUCGCAGCCAAUACCCAGUACAACAUUGCCGUGGCGUGUAUGAUAUACAGAGGUGAUGUGAAGGCACUGGAGUUCACGGACACACAACGCGGUGUUCUUUUAAACAUCAGUAGUGUUUUCAACUCUAUUUCCUCCAUUCAUUUGUCACGAGUUCACUCUUCCUAAAAUGCCUUUUUCCAAAGCAGCCAUUGUGAAGAAAGUCAGUUUGGAGACCAAUUAUUAUAUAUUAUUAAGUCACAUAUACUAACUCUACAACUCUAGGGAAACGAAUGCUUUUGGGAGGCAAGGGUAGUGUAUAGAAUUCAGUUUUGUAACAUAAAUUCUUGGGAAUUAUUGUUAAAAUUAUAUUUAGAAUCUAUUGUCAUUUUUAUUGGUCUUAAGUUCUUAACACAGUCACAUGACAGUGAAUUACAUAGUCACUUACAAAACUCCGUUAGGUUAGAAUGAAACCUGAAACGUCAAUAUUUUUCCUUUGACGUUCAAUUUCAUAUCGGUUGUAUGAUAUCAUUGUGACGUCAUUUCAUGCGUGUCGUCGCGUUUAAAAUUCACUGCUGAUGACUUUCUCGUCAGGCUUAUCCUUUAUGUGUCUUUUGGGAUUAAAAGUAGCAAUAUUUGAUCAAGUCUGCCCACCAAGCGCACGAGUUGUUAUAGGGACAUACAAAAUGAAUACAUGUCAUUGUGACGUCAUUUCAUGCGUGUCGUCGCGUUUAAAAUUUCUUUAAUUAACGAGGACACUUUUAAUUUUACCAAGGUUAAAGAACAAAUUUAAAUAAUUAACAUAAUAUUGUAGUAGUAUAUGCAUAUAAAAAGAUUAUGACAUUUGCAUCAAGAAAUAUGCACUCGUUCUUUCGCGGAAUAAUAUUGCGCUUCUUAAGUCGCGUAUUUAUAAAUUUUUUGCAGAACUUUCCACAGGUAACCGGCGACUUGUUGGAUUUAAUUGUAAAACAACUGUUGCCUGUAAUUUUGAUUAAUAUGGGGAUCUCGGGCUACUCCCUCGGUCAUAUCACUUUUCCUAAGUCGAUGUUACAUCUAGU
Molecule: messenger RNA, 2341 nt
Organism: Mercenaria mercenaria
Lineage: Eukaryota; Metazoa; Mollusca; Bivalvia; Venerida; Veneridae
Product: BTB/POZ domain-containing protein 6-B-like
Exons: 3
Coding region: 168-1472 (434 amino acids)
Biological process (GO): neurogenesis
Cellular component (GO): cytosol; P-body
Molecular function (GO): protein binding
Source: RefSeq, a predicted model, not a curated record